AUGUUGCAGCCUCAAUUAUACCGACCGACCGUGGCCAACGAAGCCUCCUUCACUGCUCUCGCCACCUCUCUAAAGUCGCUGAGCCUGUGCUCGAAACAGACGGCGAGAAUUUCCACAAACUUUGUCCGCUAUGCUUCCCAUGCCGCGCAAGGUCGAGCAAAUGGUCCCAAAGACUCCGCGGGAAGACGAUUAGGAGCAAAGAAGUCAGCGUCUGAAUACGUGAUACCAGGAAACAUCAUAUUCAGACAAAGAGGCACGAAAUGGCACCCCGGCGAGAAUGUGGGCAUGGGAAAGGACCACACCAUCUACGCGACCGAAUACGGCUAUGUGCGAUACUAUCGCGAUCCCCUCAGACACCCCAAGAGGCGAUACAUUGGAGUCGCAUUGGAAAGAGAAGGACCAGGUUCACAACUGCCGUUGCCCCCCAAUGCGCCCCGUCGAAGACGCUUGGGCAUGUACGCCACACCGAUAAAAGUCCCUGAAACGCAGACGUCGGACAAGGACUACCUCGAGCCCCAUUUGAGUUCCAACAGCUAUGCGGCUUUCAAAUCCGGAGUCACACCCGCCCCCCCGGCUACCAUUUUCCGCAAAGGAACGUACCGUGAAGCCAACGUCUCGAUCGGCUUGGCGGCAGAGCGGAAAGGAGUCAAGGUCCGUGAAUAUGAUCGGAGAGACCGCUGGCUGGCAUGGAGGAGACGCACGGCCAAAGUGAAAUUAGGUAUGGCCGCGAAGGCGGCAAAGGCUGCCAGGAAGAAAGCGAAGAGUUCGAGCAGAGGCGGAAAGAAAGUUGCGUGA
This is a messenger RNA of Rhinocladiella mackenziei CBS 650.93, 795 nucleotides long. RefSeq names its product ribosomal protein L27. Gene Ontology annotation, cellular component: ribosome; mitochondrial large ribosomal subunit. Bases 1 to 795 code for a protein of 264 amino acids. Gene Ontology annotation, molecular function: structural constituent of ribosome. The record is from RefSeq and is a predicted model, not a curated record. Gene Ontology annotation, biological process: translation. The transcript has 2 exons. NCBI's taxonomy places the organism in Eukaryota, Fungi, Ascomycota, Eurotiomycetes, Chaetothyriales, Herpotrichiellaceae.